ACUAGUAUGAUUGGACGAACUGUGUAAUCAUUUAAGACGUUCACAUGUGAAAUGAGAAAGUAAAACUAAACCAGGAAUGAUCUCUGUAUGAUCUUGAAUUUAUUACCACUCUUGAGAGUAUUGAAUUUAAGGUAAGUCGUGGAAGAAUUGAGAAACACACUUGAACAAUAUCCAUAUCCUUCAAAGAUGAAUUUCAUUUUUUUGACCCUCUUGAUUAUUAGUGGAAUUACUUACGCAAGAUCAGACCGGUAUGAAGUAGUGAGUCCUGCAGAUACUGUAUUUGCUGUAGCUGGUGAAGAUGUGAUUCUGCCCUGUUCAGUUAAACCCAGCAUCAGUGUUGUGGACAUGAGAGUGGAGUGGUUUAGAUCUGAUCUGAAAAACUCACAACUAGUGCAUCUCUAUGAGGAUCAUGAAGACAGGAACACAAAUCAGUCCUACAGAGGGAGAACAAAACUGAAUCAUGAAGAAUUACAGAGAGGAGAUGCAUCACUCAAACUCUCAUCUGUCCAAGUCUCUGAUGAAGGACGUUACAAGUGUUUAAUUCAGUCCAAAUCCUGGUCUGAUUAUGCUUCUCUUGAUAUCAGUGUUGAAGCUGUAGGAAGUCCUCCAGUGAUCACUGUAGAUGGGUUUGAUCAAUCAGGUGGGCUUCAUCUACAGUGUGAAUCUGAAGGUUGGAACCCUGAACCUUUUCUUGAGUGGCUGAACAGUGAAGGAGCAAGCUUGAGUUCAGAAACAACAGAAAUGCAAAGAAACACAGACGGGUUCAGUGUGAAGCACACCAUCACUGUACAACACAUAGAUGACAAGAUUCACUGCAGAGUCAGACUGAGACAUCACAUGCUGGAGACACUGAUUGUGACCUCAAGUAAGAGUUUUAAUCCUUGGAGGACAUUAAUCAUCUUGUCUACAAUUGCUGCUGUACUUGUUGUGAUUUCUGGAAUACUGUUAGCUGCGUUUGUUCAUACAAACAGAGAACACAACAAACGACAGAAUGAGUACAUGACAGAAAAAGAAGAACGUGAUAAACUACUGGAGGAGAGGAAGAGAAAACAACAAGAACGUGAUAAACUACUGGAGGAGAGGAAGAGAAAACAACAAGAAUACAGUGAACUUUUACAGGAUGAGAACCAGAGAAUAAAACAAGAACGUGAAAAACUAGAGCAGGAGAAGCUCAGAUUUCAACAAGAACGUGAAAAACCACAGGAGGAG
Messenger RNA from Carassius auratus (goldfish), 1209 nucleotides. RefSeq names its product butyrophilin-like protein 10. Gene Ontology annotation, molecular function: signaling receptor binding. The annotation marks the transcript as partial. The transcript has 11 exons. The record is from RefSeq and is a predicted model, not a curated record. Gene Ontology annotation, cellular component: external side of plasma membrane. NCBI's taxonomy places the organism in Eukaryota, Metazoa, Chordata, Actinopteri, Cypriniformes, Cyprinidae. Gene Ontology annotation, biological process: T cell receptor signaling pathway; regulation of cytokine production.